Theobroma umbraticum is the source of this 2071-nucleotide messenger RNA. It is a transcript of the gene ASA1, whose product is annotated as anthranilate synthase alpha subunit 1. Gene Ontology annotation, molecular function: anthranilate synthase activity. Gene Ontology annotation, biological process: L-tryptophan biosynthetic process. The record is from RefSeq and is a predicted model, not a curated record. Lineage: Eukaryota; Viridiplantae; Streptophyta; Magnoliopsida; Malvales; Malvaceae.
AGUUUUAGUACGACGAGCUCGACAUAUUUAACCAAUGGCAAUGCAGAGUAGCCUCGCGUUCUCCCACCGACUGGUUCCUUCGAGCAACCGGCUUUCUCGGGUUCCGGUUAUCCGCAUGCCCCCGGCUCCAACUUGUAUCCGGACUUCACUGAAAUGCAGGAGCUCUCUGUCAAGCUCUUCUCUUGUUACUGAUGAAACGAAGUUUGCUGAGGCAGCGAAGAAGGGAAAUUUGGUGCCCCUUUACCGUUGCAUUUUCUCUGAUCAGCUGACUCCAGUGCUUGCAUACCGGUGUUUGGUUAAAGAAGAUGAUAAGGAUGCUCCAAGUUUUCUUUUUGAGUCAGUGGAGCCUGGUUCUCGGGUUACAAGUGUUGGCCGUUAUAGUGUGGUUGGGGCUCAACCAACAAUGGAAAUUGUGGUGAAAGAAAACAAGGUUAUGGUUAUGGAUCAUGAGGAAGGAUGUUUGACUGAGGACGUUGUUGAAGAUCCGAUGUUGAUCCCAAUGAGAAUCUCGGAGAACUGGAAACCCCAACUUAUUGAUGAUCUUCCUGAUGCAUUUUGUGGUGGAUGGAUUGGUUAUUUCUCAUAUGAUACAGUUCGCUAUGUAGAGAAGAAAAAGCUUCCAUUCUCAAAGGCACCACAAGAUGACAGAAACCUCCCAGACAUGCAUCUAGGGCUCUACAAUGACGUGAUUGUAUUUGAUCAUGUGGAAAAGAAAGCAUAUGUAAUUCACUGGGUGAGGCUUGAUCGACACUCCUCUGUUGAAAAAGCUUACAGUAUUGGAGUUGAGCACCUUGAGAAUUUGGUGUCUAGAGUGCAGAAUGUUGACCCCCCAAAGCUAUCUCCAGGUUCUAUUGAUUUACAAACUCACCAUUUUGGCCCUUCUUUGAAGAAGUCAAAUAUGGAAAGUGAAGAAUUUAAGAGGGCUGUACUACAGGCAAAAGAACAUAUUCUGGCAGGGGAUAUUUUCCAGAUUGUAUUAAGUCAACGUUUUGAACGGCGAACAUUUGCUCUCCCCUUUGAAAUAUAUAGAGCUUUGAGAGUUGUGAAUCCAAGUCCAUAUAUGGCUUACUUGCAAGCUAGAGGAUGUAUAUUAGUUGCUUCAAGUCCAGAAAUUCUCACCAGGGUGAAGAAGAAUAAGAUUGUGAAUAGGCCAUUGGCUGGAACAGCAAGGAGAGGAAAGACACCUGCUGAAGAUGAGCUAGUAGAAAAGCAGUUGCUAAGUAAUGAAAAGGAAUGUGCAGAACACAUCAUGCUUGUUGAUUUGGGACGCAAUGACGUUGGAAAGGUCUCCAAAUAUGGUUCUGUGAAGGUGGAGAAGCUGAUGAAUAUUGAACGAUAUUCACAUGUUAUGCACAUAAGCUCCACAGUUACUGGGGAGUUGCAUGAUCAUCUCAGUAGUUGGGAUGCCCUGCGCGCUGCACUUCCUGUUGGAACUGUUAGUGGAGCACCAAAGGUGAAGGCCAUGGAGCUAAUUGAUGAGCUUGAGGUGACCAGGCGAGGCCCUUACAGUGGAGGAUUUGGGGGCGUCUCCUUUACUGGUGAUUUGGAUAUUGCUUUGGCUCUCAGGACCAUGGUAUUCACAACUGGAACUCGCUACGACACAAUGUACUCCUACAAAGAUGCUGGUAGGCGCCAGGAAUGGGUAGCUCAUCUUCAAGCUGGCGCUGGUGUUGUGGCAGACAGUGAUCCGGAUGCUGAGCACCAUGAAUGCCAGAGCAAAGCCGCUGGCCUUGCUCGUUCCAUUGACUUGGCAGAGUCUGCAUUCAUUAACAAUGAUGCAAACUCUUUUUAUCAACCAUAUGAGUUCUUCACCAACCAUGUCGAGCUCAAGUUCUCUUUCUGCUUGUUAGAAUUUGUCUGCAAUAUAGUUGCGCAUCAUUUUUUAGCAGCUACUUGAGUUGUUCACCAACCACGACCGGCUCAAGUUCUCUUUCUGCUGUUUAGGAUCUGUCUGAAAUACAGUUGCCUCACCUCGGAAGAGAUGGUAACUAAAAAUAGGAACCACAGGAUGUAAAUUAUAACUUUUAUAUUAGUUUAAGUUUAUAAUAAAGUUAUCUUUCAGACGAUUAAA